UGAGAGGCCUGGCCCGUCGUCUAGAGCUGGAGUAAUGCCCAUGUUCGAGAAACCGACGGUGACGUUACCUCCAACAAACCCAACGAAACCAACUGCGUUUACGUUUCGGGUAGAUGCACGGAUGGAAGCUAGGAGGACAGAGUUUGAGCAGAAGCUGGCGGUUACGGAGGAGAAGCGCGCUGCCAAGGUGCAUGCGCAGCCUCUUCCUGUCCCUGAUUUCAAGGCACUGCACAUAGCUCAGGAAGCUUCGUUGGCAUGCCGUAAAGAGCAAAUUGUUCCUAUUUUGCCUGCAGGACAAAUUGAAUUCAGCACUGAACAGCGGGCGAAAGAGAGGGAGAGAUUUGAUGAGAUGAUGAAGAGAAAGGAGGAGGAGAUGGAGCGGUUGAGAGAGGAGAGGCGGAAGCAGCAGGAGAUUGAGCUGGAGAGAGAGAUCAAGGAACUGCGAAAGAAGGCUGUACCGAAAGCUCACGAAGUUCCCGAGUGGUAUGGUGAUAUGCCGAAGAGGAAGGGAGGCGGUGUGAAGGGAUGAUGAGAGAGGGCGCUGUUGGGGUCAGACGUGUGGAUUGGAAAUGAAGGAGUA
This is a messenger RNA of Serpula lacrymans var. lacrymans S7.9, 580 nucleotides long. RefSeq lists its product as uncharacterized. NCBI's taxonomy places the organism in Eukaryota, Fungi, Basidiomycota, Agaricomycetes, Boletales, Serpulaceae. The transcript is spliced from 2 exons. The record is from RefSeq and is a predicted model, not a curated record. Bases 122 to 529 code for a protein of 135 amino acids.